UCUCUCUCUCUCUCUCUCUCUCUUUCUUAUCUUUGUCAGAGAUCAUCGUUGUCUAUGAUCAUCUUCUUGAUUCGGUUGAAGGCUCUCAAUUCCUCUCUAUUUCUCUUUAGUCCUCUACGAUCUCAUUGUUUUUGGUGCCUAAGUCACCAAGAAUCAAAUCUAUUUUAUCAGAAACCUUUCUCUGCUUGAAAUUUGUGGAAAGACUGAGAGAGUGGUGGUUGUUGUGCUAGGCGCGUGCUUACUCCAUUGAAGAGCUCAAGCUUUGCCUUGAAUUUUUACAGACGGAAGGAGACCACAAAAUGCAUGGCGUUUCAGGUUCUGAACAUGUAAGCUUGUUUCUAUUUGCCACGAACUGUACAGUUUUUAAAGAAAUUGUGUUUAAAGAAAUAGCAUUCUAUGGAUAAUUAUCUCCCCACCAAAUGGCAGAGCGUAUCAGGUUUUGAAGAGAUAUUCGUGUUUAAAGAAAUUGAAAAGCUCGUGCAAGAAUUGGUUAUGAUGUCGAUUAGCAAGUGCAAGAUGGAGGAUCUUCCGAAAGAGUUGGUGAUUUCAAUCCUGUUACGUCUACCAGCGGAAGAUCUUCGACGAUGCAAAGGCGUCUGCAAGUCAUUAUACUCCAUUAUCACCAGUCGGCCUUUCAUUGAGGUACGCCGGAAGAUAAGGAAUUCUUAUAUCCUUGUCAAAUACGAGGAUCUUAUCAGUAGCAAGCAUGUCAUCUCUUUAGUUUGUGAUGAAACCUUAGAAGUCGUUUAUACCCAAACAAUAUUAUCCGAUACUCCAUUAAUGGAUUCAAUGAGUUCGAAAGAUUGUGUCGUCAAGGUGGUGGGCUGCUGUAAUGGUGUGGUAUGUCUUAGGCGUAUAGAUAUGUAUGUCUUGUGGAACCCUGCAACAAGAGAUGCAAAAAUUAUUCCAGAUGGAUUAUACAAAAGCAAUCCGGAUAAGAAAAUGUUUCAACGUCGAGAGAUGGGAUUCAGUUUUGAUCCCAAAAACAAUGAUUACAAACUUGUCUCAAUCCAAAGAUUGUUUGGAGACAAUCGACGCCCUGUCCGUCCGUGCCAACAAGAGGUUGAAGUUUACAGCUUAAAAGCAGGUUGUUGGAAAUUGCUACCAGGCAUCAUCCCAACUUGUGAUAUUAUGUCGGCAUAUUCAAUUGACGGAUGCAACGGUGGCGAAAUGAUUUCGUGGUUGGUAUGGAAUGAAGAGUAUGGAGAACAUGUCAUGUCAUUCGACAUCAGCAAUGAGGUAUUCAUAACAACACCUUUGCCUCCUUGUAUAAUUGAAAGCAGCAGUGAUGGUAACUGUCGGAAUAGCCUUAUGUUUCAUAAUGCAUCCCUUGCUCUUGAUCAUUAUGUUAAAGAUAGAAAGAAUCAAACAGAGACCCAUAACAUAUGGGUGUUGGGUGAAUAUGGUGUCAAGGAAUCAUGGACUAAUCUAUUUACUGUUGGACCCUUCAAAUUAUUAGGACUGAGUAUAAGUGGAUUUUGGAACAACAAUAAGGUUCUUCUCGAGGUACACGGAGGUGGAUGUCGUCAUGAUCUGAUUUUGGUAGACCCUUCCAUCCGAAAAAUUAAAGAUUUAGAUAUUCAUGGAACAUCACCGCAAGUGUUUAACUACCAAGAAAAUCUAGUUCAAAUUAAUGCAACUCCUCCUAUCAACUUAUUUUAAUUUAGCUAUUUCUGUUUUUGUUUGUUGGUCUAAUUGUUUUUAAUUUAUCUAUUUACAUAUGUUUUUUUGUUGGUCUGAUUGUCACGGAUAUGAUAGAGUUGAUAUUAAUUAAGUUUUCAUGGAGGCAUCUACUAUCUCGGACUCAAAUCAUUGUUUCAGACUAUAUAUCAAUAAAGCUUUUAUUGUUCUUUAUA
This is a messenger RNA of Ziziphus jujuba (common jujube), 1856 nucleotides long. RefSeq names its product putative F-box protein At5g52610. NCBI's taxonomy places the organism in Eukaryota, Viridiplantae, Streptophyta, Magnoliopsida, Rosales, Rhamnaceae. The transcript is spliced from 3 exons. The record is from RefSeq and is a predicted model, not a curated record. Gene Ontology annotation, molecular function: protein binding. The coding region runs from base 397 to 1662 and encodes 421 amino acids.